ACUCUAAAAAUAGCCCUGAGUCUAGCUAGCAACCUGGGAGACCCAUCUGAUGAUUUGUCCGUCACUCACGCUGCAGAACGAAUGGUGAGUAAAUCAGAAGCUAAUUCCCUGCGCCACCUGAUUAAUGACUCCCAGUUCUUCUCGUCUGAUCUCCACAUGCCUCACUUCCCCAUGGAGAGCGGACCCGCUGCUAGCCAAGUCCUUGUCAUGGGACCCGAUGACUUCAUUGUUGUGGUUGUAAGUUCUUUGAAUCGUCCCUUUGGCAGUGGAAUAAUAACACCCUCUGGAGUCCUCCUAAACAGUCAGAUGUUGGACUUCUCCUGGCAAAAUAAAACAAUGAACCACUCCAGUCCCAGGCCGCCAAAUCUCGUUCAGCCUCGGAAACGGCCCCUGUCUUUCCUGUUGCCCACCAUUGUGAGACCAUCUGAGGGGAUGUGUGGGACGUACCUGUGUCUGGGAGCUAACAAUGGGGACAAAGCCUUGAGCAGCAUCGUUCAGGUUUUGCUCAAUGUUUUAACAUUUAACAAGAAUUUGAGUGAAAGUUUGUCACUUGGACGACUUCACCCACAGCUGCAGUCCAACACCUUGCAGGUUGACAGUGAGUUUCCUGAAGAAGACAUUGAAUUUCUUGUAGCCAUGGGCCAUCAAGUGGAUAAAGUCAAAGUGGUCUCCCUAGUUCACGGGGCCAGGAGAACCAACAGUUUCAUCAUUGGCCUGAAGGACCCCAGGAGCGUGGAUGCUGCCGGAGCCACAAUACUGUAG
This is a messenger RNA of Eurypyga helias (sunbittern), 762 nucleotides long. RefSeq names its product gamma-glutamyltransferase 7-like. The record is from RefSeq and is a predicted model, not a curated record. The transcript has 6 exons. The annotation marks the transcript as partial. Gene Ontology annotation, biological process: glutathione catabolic process. Gene Ontology annotation, molecular function: glutathione gamma-glutamate hydrolase. Gene Ontology annotation, cellular component: plasma membrane. NCBI's taxonomy places the organism in Eukaryota, Metazoa, Chordata, Aves, Eurypygiformes, Eurypygidae.